GUUACUAAUGACCUGAACCAAUGAGAGUGACCAUUACGUGCGCACCAAGCGACAGUAACACUUGCUCUUCUUUUUGCUCCUCUUUUUCUCCCUUCUCUCAACCUCUCUGUGCCCUUCUCUACCUGCCAACAGUCAUAAAUUUUUUAUUUUUUCUGGGUUUUUGUUAUUGUUAUUGGGUUUUCUUUUGGAGAUAAUUUCAAGGUUGUUUCUUUUUCUCGUUUUUUAACGUGAAAUAAGGAAAUGGGAAAUUUGUAAUGGGUGGUUUUUGAACGAGUGGUGGAUUUUUGGAAGAUAAAAAGAAAAGGGAGAUGAGGAAAUCGUUUAAGGAUUCUCUUAAAGCUCUUGAAGCUGAUAUUCACUUUGCCAAUACUCUCCAUGUGAGAGCUCACAUGAUGCCAGUGUAGAUGGGCCAGAUGAAUGAUGCCCUGCUAGUUGAGUUGCCUUCUUUUUGAAAACUGAGGCUUCUGAUUAUCCUAGGGAAUAUGAUGGUGCCUGCCUUCAAAUGAGAUUAUCCUACAGCCCUGCUGCCAACUUCUUUCUUUUUCUUGUCCAGUGGACUGAUUGUCACCUAGCUGGUGCCUUGGGAUUGCUUAGAAUUCUUAUAUACAAGGCUUAUGAGGAUGGAAAGACAACCAUGUCUAUUUAUGAAAGAAAGGCUAGCAUAAGAGAGUUUUAUGGGGUGAUAUUUCCUUCUUUAUUGCAACUUGAAAGAGGAAUCACUGAUGUAGAAGACAGAAAGCAAAAAGAAAUUUGUGCAAAGUACAAAAAGAAAGACGAAAUGGACAAAGGAAAGCUCUCUGAAAUUGAUUUAGAGAGAGAGGAAGAAUGUGGUAUUUGCAUGGAGAUUAAUAGCAGAGUUGUAUUGCCCAAGUGCAAUCAUGCAAUGUGUAUGAAGUGCUAUCGAGAUUGGCGUACGCGCUCUCAAUCAUGUCCUUUCUGUCGAGACAGUCUCAAGAGAGUCAACUCAGGUGACCUUUGGAUCUACACCAACAACAAUGAGAUCAUUGACUUGUCUUCAAUCACUAGACAGAACUUGAAAAGACUGUUCAUGUACAUUGAUAAGUUGCCACUCAUUGUUCCUGAACCAAUGUUUGUUUCUUACGACCCCCGUUACCGGUGAGGGUCUGGAAAAGUUUGCAUAAAGUUCCGGUUGCUUGUAUAUGAUUCUUGCUUCCCCUCAUUCAGCAGCACACAUUUUAACAUUGUAUAUAUACCUUGUCAUUCUUAGCACGGUUUGGUUGCUAUGAUUUUAGAAA
Molecule: messenger RNA, 1256 nt
Organism: Populus trichocarpa (black cottonwood)
Lineage: Eukaryota; Viridiplantae; Streptophyta; Magnoliopsida; Malpighiales; Salicaceae
Product: E3 ubiquitin-protein ligase AIRP2
Exons: 6
Coding region: 503-1120 (205 amino acids)
Biological process (GO): protein ubiquitination
Cellular component (GO): cytosol
Molecular function (GO): ubiquitin protein ligase activity
Source: RefSeq, a predicted model, not a curated record